Molecule: messenger RNA, 2024 nt
Organism: Sorex araneus (European shrew)
Lineage: Eukaryota; Metazoa; Chordata; Mammalia; Eulipotyphla; Soricidae
Gene: TMEM50B
Product: transmembrane protein 50B
Exons: 7
Coding region: 200-676 (158 amino acids)
Biological process (GO): protein targeting to vacuole; late endosome to vacuole transport via multivesicular body sorting pathway
Source: RefSeq, a predicted model, not a curated record
GCCUUCUCGGAGCGCCCGUCGCCGGCUCCCGGCCGCCGCGGCUGAGGUGGAGCCGAGGACGCCGGCCCGGCCGCGGCGCUGACACCGGCUCAGCCUCCGCCUCCACCUCCGCCUCCGCCCGCGCGCGCCAGGACUCGGCGUGGGCGUCGGGGAAGCGGAAUACAGUAUUUAAUGAAAGAUCCACGCUCAAGGCAAGACGAUGGCAGGCUUCCUGGAUAACUUCCGCUGGCCAGAGUGUGAGUGUAUCGACUGGAGCGAGAGAAGGAAUGCUGUGGCCUCUGUGGUAGCUGGAAUAUUGUUUUUCACAGGCUGGUGGAUAAUGAUUGACGCUGCUGUGGUGUACCCUAAGCCUGAACAGCUGAACCACGCCUUUCACACGUGUGGUGUGUUUUCCACGCUGGCUUUUUUCAUGAUCAAUGCUGUAUCCAAUGCCCAGGUGAGAGGAGAUAGCUAUGAGAGCGGCUGUUUGGGAAGAACAGGUGCUCGAGUGUGGCUCUUCAUCGGUUUCAUGUUGAUGUUCGGGUCACUAAUUGCCUCCAUGUGGAUUCUCUUUGGUGCAUAUGUUACCCAAAAUACCGAUGUUUAUCCAGGACUAGCUGUGUUCUUUCAAAAUGCGCUGAUUUUUUUUAGCACUCUGAUCUACAAAUUCGGAAGGACGGAGGAGCUGUGGAGCUGAGACCACGUUGUCACCAACCCCCUUCUCUGACUGUAUUCUAGCUGUAGAUAAGUUUUUAUCUCUCAAUAUAGUUUACUGCAUUUUGCCAAACGGACCUAUCCAGGGAGACUGUCGGUUCCUCUCUGCGUUUGUACUCUGAGUGUUGAAGCAGGCUUCUGACAUGUGUGUCCUUUUUCCCUAUGGACUGGUUGGUUAAUAUGUCUAUACUACCAUGUACAGAUGGGCGGAGGAGCGUGGGUUGUCUUCCUGGGGCCUGAGAGCUGGGCCUGCUCCUGAGCCGUGGGCCCAUGUGAGAGCUCACGGCUUCUUUGCCUUCUCUCUUUUCUGCAGUCAUGCAAAAAAAAAAAAGCAGCACCCCACCUCCCCCGCCCCCAUUCCCCCUAAUGCGCUCUCUGAACUUUGACUGAGCCAUUUCAAAGGGGAUUUUGGUAAGCCGUAACUUAUUUUGACUUAAAGCAGAUUUUUUUUUUAACAAGAAAAAAACAUUUGUCCUUGUGUAUGAAAGAAGUGGACUUUUAUAUGGAGAUUUCUUUUUUAAUGCCUGAAGAACUGAUUUGAAAAAGGCCUGCUUUAAACACCGGGUCUCUGAUAGGACCUUAUUGGAGCAGGGCCAGUGCAGGAUGAGGAAAGCACAGUUGUAUGUGGUUAGGAGCCCCAGACCGGCGAUGUCUGAAGGCGGCUGAAAGGGACUCCGGGCUGCAGUGCCAAAGCCUGAACCAUGGAACAGAGUGGCACCUCGAGCUGUGAGGUGAAGCCCAUCUUCCCGAAGGGAGUCAUUAUGACCUAGUGAAAAAUUAGCCGCUCCAGCCUCCCCGGUACCAACCGCAAGGCUCUGGGCAGCCCUCAAGCGCUGGAAAAGGCUGCCUACUUGUGUCUGGAAGCUGGCAGCUGGCAGCUAGAGCUGCCCUUUGCCUAGUGUGUCUGUACCAUCCUUGCUCCAGAUUUCACAGGGAAGGGAGGGCUCCCCUGCUCCCGUGAUGUCCUCUGUCCUGGCAGGCCACAGGCGGAACUCUUUUUCUUCCAGAAGGAUUUGAGAGAGCCUUUUGGUGAGAGACAGAAUAAUAUCCAUGGUUUCGUAUGCCGCGUCUAACGCCAGCCUUAUAUUUUGCUUCACUUCCUUCCUCUCGCGGGGGGAUUUCCUGUGCACAGAGUAUGAAGCCAUCGGCCGUGGAGCGCUGUGCCUUUAUCCGAACACCAGCUUGGUUCAUCACUGGUCUCUUUCCUCUUCUUCUCGUUUUGUCCCUUGAAAAAAUACCAGUCAGCCAUCCGGCUUCCCAAACAUUGUGAGACUGCGUACCUGUUGCCAUUCUCCUGCUGUACCCUGUUGCAAUAAAGGUGACUUCUCACG